This is a messenger RNA of Akanthomyces muscarius, 1227 nucleotides long. RefSeq lists its product as uncharacterized. The record is from RefSeq and is a predicted model, not a curated record. The transcript is spliced from 3 exons. Lineage: Eukaryota; Fungi; Ascomycota; Sordariomycetes; Hypocreales; Cordycipitaceae. The coding region runs from base 1 to 1227 and encodes 408 amino acids.
AUGGCCUCCGCCAGCCGGCCGCCAGCUGCAAGGCAUGACAGCGCAUCAGCUGCCAGCCGUUCGACGUUUAGUGCUCCCCCAUCGCACGCUUUCCCUACCCACAACUCGCCGCGCACAUGGCUUCUCACAGCUGCAUUGUCGCCGCUUGCAGUGCGCCUCACACGACAGCUCCUCGCCCACGGUGACUAUGUUGUCGCGUGCCUCCCUCCUCACGAAAUCGAAGACGACGACCGAAGCGCCGAAUUUCGCGACCUCAUUAGCGAAUGCAAAAGCGCCAGAAAGGACCGCGAAGGCUGGAAAAACCGCAUCCGCUCCAUUCGCUGCGAUGGGAGGGCCAUCAGUGGCUGCGGGGCAGCCAUCGAUGAGGCUGUGCAGGUAUUCGGUAGAAUUGAUAUUCUGCUCUGCUGCAAGUCUGAAGCUGUCAUCGGAACCGUUGAGGAGCUCUCCAACUCUCCUGGCACCCAGAACCUCGUCCGCGACCAAUUCGAAACCAUCUUCUUCUCUCAGGUCAACUUCAUCAAGGCGGCGCUGCCCGUUUUCCGAACCCAGCAUACUGGCCACAUCAUAGCCCUGACGAGUAUUGGAGGCCACAUUGGUACCCCUGGCAUGUCAAUAUACACUGCGGCCACGUGGGCAUUGGAGGGGUUUUGCGACUCGCUGGCAUACGAAGUUGCACCAUUCAACGUCAAGGUGACAAUCGUGCAGCCGAAUAAGGAGAUCCAAUCUUUGACAAAUCGCAUCACCUUUGCGCCACAAAUCGCAGCCUACGCGCCUAACUAUAAUCCAGCACCAAGCGUUCGUGAUAUGCUUGUCAAUGUGCUUAACACAAACCCCGACACGGCCAUGCCGCCCAGCCUUGAGGUACCAGACUCACCAACUACGCCUGAGGCGGAUUUGGAGUCCAUCUCGCUGGAACCAGAUGCUGGUGUCGGUGAGAUUCUGCAUCGCUAUCCGGCGCUGCCACAUGCAGCUCUGGAAAAGCUUGUUGCCGAGACAGUCCACGCCUUGACAGCAAUUGGCGGGCACGAAAACCCUCCUUCGCGACACAUUGUCGGGACAGAAGGCGCUUUUGCUGUGCAGGAGAAACUGAAGACGGUUGUGGAAGAAAUGGAGGACUUUGUAGACGCAAGCCUCGCGGUUGAUAUUUUUGAGAGCGAGCUGAAUAAGGAGGCUCGCGAGCGAAGGGUUACAAUCGAGUCGCAAGAAGCAGGACCCUCAUCUGCGUAA